Molecule: messenger RNA, 1385 nt
Organism: Anarrhichthys ocellatus (wolf-eel)
Lineage: Eukaryota; Metazoa; Chordata; Actinopteri; Perciformes; Anarhichadidae
Product: fish-egg lectin-like
Exons: 4
Coding region: 70-849 (259 amino acids)
Source: RefSeq, a predicted model, not a curated record
AGAUAGGAUGUAGGUCAGCAGCUUCACACCGAGGUACACUGACUAGAGACUUGCAAACACUGAGACAACAUGAAAGGUGUCGUAGCCUUCUUGCUGGUGCUGUGUUACCUGGCCAUCAGUGUUGCUGCCUGGACCUGCACAGAGGCUCCGCGGCUGAAUAAUGUUCAACAGAUUGACGCCGGGCUUGGGAAAGUGAUUGCAAGAGACCAGAAUUACCCGUAUUUCCUGGCUGGAUCAUCUUGGUACAGACUGAGCACAAUCAGACUCAAGCAUGUCUCAGUGGGACCUGCAGGAAUCUGGGGAGUUGGCUACAAUAACUUGGUCUACAAAUACAUAGCUGGCAACUUUCAACAAUCCUCUGGUCUGUCUAUGCUGCAGGUGGACGCGGGAGGUGAUGAGCAGGUCGUGGGAGUUAAUAGCGCCUGGGGCGCCUACUGCCUGAGAAGUGCGUCAGCUUUGGCCUACAGUCGACCGAGCUCCCUGAGCUGGACUUACCUGUCGAGGUCGAUGAGGUACUUCAGCUGCAGCCCACACAACGGAUGCUGGGGAGUCGACAGGUCCUACCAGGUCUACUACGCACAAGUGUACCCAAGCACCUGCAGAAGCACUGCCUGGAGAUUAGUGUCGGGCAGAAGCCUGCUAAUGAUUGAAGCGGGGACUGACGGAAAGGUUUUUGGAGUGUCCACAGCAGGCCAGGUCGUGCAAAGAGCUGGCAUUUCCAGUCGUUACCCAUAUGGCACAUCCUGGGUCACCAUCCCAGUGUGCAUGCGAAUGCGCCACGUGAGCUACGACCUAGGCAAACUUUGGGUUGUUAGCCGGUCUGGUUUUGUCAUGCAAUGCUCACACUAAUGCUACGUGUAAGUCAGACUCCCCGUGUGCACCAAUCUCCAAUCUAGGGACAGGAAUCUCCUUAAAUUGAAUUCCAUCCCUAUAACUUUCUAUCCUUUCUUCAGAUUACUCAGUACAGUACAAACAAAUGAAUGAGCAGCAUUUUAUUGUUUUCUCAAGGCAUCUCCGUGUUAUUAGGCUACUACUUAUUUUGGAAACGGUUAAAAUUAAGGCUUCAAGAAAUAAUUAAUUCUUAGAAGCAAUGUGAGCCUUUCUUACAUGAUUCAGUAUUAAUGCACAAAACUCAUUAAUCAGACUGUAAAAUUGUGUUUUAUGAAAAAAAUAAAGAUAACAUUAAUUACAUGAGGGAAAAUUCAUUCUUUUGAUUCAAACUCAUUGGAAUGUGAAAUAUAAAUAGCAAAUGAGAAUAACAAAUGAACAGUGUAAGAGUAACCUAAUGCACCUUUUAAGAAUGUCAGGCAUGUAUAACCUCCACCUGCAAGUUGUCAUAUUUUCUACUGUUUUCUUUUUAAUAAAUGAUAAGUGAAGCAAUUUCA